Messenger RNA from Porites evermanni, 1425 nucleotides. NCBI's taxonomy places the organism in Eukaryota, Metazoa, Cnidaria, Anthozoa, Scleractinia, Poritidae. The record is from the annotation of a GenBank genome assembly.
AUGUUUGCUUACGUAGGUGACAUCCUAGGAUGUUUGAUUGAAAACGGAGCUGAUGUUAAUGCACGUACAAAUGAGGACUGCACCCCUUUGAUGACAGCAUGUGAUUGUGGUUACAGUAGUGAAGCAGUGAAGUUUCUCAUUGAACAUGGAGCUAAUGUGGAUCAUCAGGACUGGAAUGGACAAACAGCAGGUCACUAUGCUGUGAAUUGUAAUUCUUAUAGUUCUAUUGAUGCAUUGAGUUGUUUGAUAGAAAAUGGAGCUGAUGUUAAUGCAAGAACAUAUGAUGGCCGAACCCCCUUGAUGAUAGCAACAGCACGGGGGUACAUAAAAGUAGUUACCUAUCUUAUUGAACAUGGAGUUCCCAGUACUAGAAGUACCACCAGCGAUUAUGUCAAUCUUCGAGAUGACAAUGGUCAAACAGCCCUUCAUCAUGCUGUGCAAUGUUUUGAUCCAAUCUCAUGUGAGAUUCUGAGUUGUUUGAUUGAACAUGGAGGUGAUGUUAACUGUAGCACAUAUGAGAACCGGCACACUCCUUUGAUGAUAGCAGCUGAAAGGGGGCAAAUGAAAGUAGUCACCUCUCUCAUUGAACAUGGAGCUGAUCUGGAUCUUCGAGAUGAGGAUGAUCAAACAGCUCUUCACUAUGCUGUGUGUGGUUCUGAUGUCUCAUGUGAGAUUUUGAGUUAUUUGAUUGAAAAUGGAGCAGAGGUUAAUGCAUUUGCAAGACGUGACAACUGCAGCACCCCCUUGAUGUUAGCCUGUAAAUAUGGUCACUUCAAUGCAGUGAGCUCUCUCACUGAGCAUGGAGCUAAAGUAAAUCUUCAAGAUGCAAUAGGUAAUACUGCCGUGUACUAUGCUUUAAGCUGUUCUAAUGCCUCACCUGAAGUGUUGAGUCGUUUGAUGAGAGACAGAGCUGCUGUUAAUAGUGCUUGUACAAGGGACAACGGCACCCCUUUGAUGAUAGCAUGUCAAUAUGGUCACAUGAAUGCAGUGACCUUUCUCAUUGAACAUGGAGCUAACAUGGACCUUCAAGACAAAAAUGGUGACACAGCUCUUCACUAUGCUGUCAGUGCUGGUGCUGUUAACACUCUGUUAGAUCUUGGAGCAUUGCACUUAAUACCAGUUUGUAACAAGCAUGGAUUAACACCACUUCUUCAAGCCAGCAACAGGAGAAAUAGCGAAAAAGUGAAGUGUUUAAUUCAGAGACCAGAGAUACCAAAAGAGCAGAAAAUUGAAGCCCUAGAGCUUCUUGGUGCUUCUAUUAUCACUGAAUGUGAUCCUGGUAUUGAGAGAGGAUUCGAUUAUAUCAAGAAUGGCAUGGAAGAGAGGUUUGCCAAUCCAUCCCAACCUUUGCUAAAACAACAAAUGGAACCCGUUAAAGCUUAUCUGAACAGAAAAGAGUGUCAAACUCUGGAGGAACUUGCUUAA